Molecule: messenger RNA, 645 nt
Organism: Euleptes europaea (tarantolino)
Lineage: Eukaryota; Metazoa; Chordata; Lepidosauria; Squamata; Sphaerodactylidae
Product: hepatic lectin-like
Exons: 6
Coding region: 1-645 (214 amino acids)
Source: RefSeq, a predicted model, not a curated record
AUGGAUGAAGAGAAGUUUCAGGAUAACUUUCGGACUUACGCAGGAAGAAAUACUGUUCAGAGGCCCUUAUUCGUCAUCUACAUCUUGCUGGCUGUCUCGUACUUGCUGAUUGUCAUUGGUUUUGCCGUGACCCUCUCCAAAGCCACAACAUUGUCGUCGCAGUUGAUCGAGACCCAGGGCAAGUUGAAGAAGUACCCCACCAGCCACGAUUUCCGCUUGUUCCCCUGCGGCCCUGACACCAGACAGUGGGAGUACUUCAACGGGAAGUGUUACUACUUCUCCUUACAAGCCGUUCCCUGGCAACAGGCCAAGACCAAGUGUGAAGAGCAACAUGCCAAGCUGGUCAUCAUCGAUGGCUUCCCCAAGCAGAAUUUCAUACAGACACGAACUAGGAAUGAGCGCUUUUGGAUUGGACUUCAUGAGCCGCAGACAGAAGAAUGGACAUGGUUGGAUGGCAGCGACUACAGAACAGGUUUCAAGUACUGGAAGCAGGGAGAACCCAACAAUUACCUGCGGCGGGAUGAGGACUGUGCCCAAGUCUGGAUCAAUGGGGAAUGGAACGAUUACAUCUGCAGCUCCCCUUCUUAUUACAUCUGCGAGAAGCCCUUGCCGAGCACCCCUCCGGCAUCAUCCAAAGGAAAGUGA